Helicoverpa zea (corn earworm) is the source of this 2512-nucleotide messenger RNA. Its product is annotated as putative fatty acyl-CoA reductase CG5065. The coding region runs from base 26 to 1396 and encodes 456 amino acids. Gene Ontology annotation, cellular component: peroxisome. Gene Ontology annotation, biological process: long-chain fatty-acyl-CoA metabolic process. NCBI's taxonomy places the organism in Eukaryota, Metazoa, Arthropoda, Insecta, Lepidoptera, Noctuidae. The transcript is spliced from 10 exons. The record is from RefSeq and is a predicted model, not a curated record. Gene Ontology annotation, molecular function: alcohol-forming very long-chain fatty acyl-CoA reductase (NADP+) activity.
CCUAAUUUUUUUGAAAAUUAUUAAAAUGGUCGUUUUAACUUCGAAAGAGACAAAACCUUCAGUAGCUGAGUUUUAUGCGGGAAAAUCUGUUUUUAUUACUGGUGGUACUGGAUUUCUUGGGAAGGUAUUCAUAGAGAAACUUCUGUAUAGCUGUCCAGAUAUCGGCAAUAUUUACAUGCUCAUACGGGAGAAGAAAGGGCUAUCUGUUAGCGAGAGAAUAAAACAGUUUCUUGAUGAUCCGCUCUUUACCAGACUAAAAGAGAAAAGGCCAGCAGAUUUGGAGAAGAUAGUUUUGAUACCUGGCGAUAUUACUGCUCCUGACCUUGGUAUUACUUCUGAAAAUGAGAAGAUGCUUAUAGAGAAGGUAUCAGUGAUUAUCCACUCGGCUGCUACAGUGAAGUUCAAUGAGCCUCUCCCAACUGCUUGGAAGAUCAACGUGGAGGGAACUAGGAUGAUGCUGGCUUUGAGUCGGAGGAUGAAGAGGAUUGAGGUAUUCAUACACAUAUCGACGGCUUACACGAACACAAAUAGGGAAGUAGUUGACGAGAUCCUGUACCCAGCGCCCGCUGACAUCAAUCAGGUACAUCAGUAUGUAAAAGACGGGAUUUCUGAGGAAGACACAGAGAAAAUACUUAAUGGCCGUCCAAAUACAUACACGUUCACGAAAGCUUUGACUGAGCAUCUGGUUGCUGAGAACCAAGCCUACGUACCUACUAUCAUUGUUAGGCCUUCCGUCGUGGCAGCAAUAAAAGAUGAGCCAAUAAAGGGUUGGCUCGGCAACUGGUAUGGAGCUACUGGUCUUACCGUCUUCACCGCUAAGGGUCUUAACCGAGUUAUAUAUGGACACUCCAGCUAUAUUGUAGAUUUGAUACCAGUGGAUUAUGUCGCUAAUCUGGUGAUCGCUGCUGGGGCUAAGAGUAGCAAGUCAACUGAACUGAAGGUGUACAACUGCUGCAGCAGUGCCUGCAACCCCAUCACAAUUGGCAAGCUGAUGAGCAUGUUCGCUGAGGAUGCUAUCAAACAGAAGUCUUAUGCUAUGCCUUUACCUGGGUGGUACAUUUUCACAAAAUACAAAUGGUUGGUGCUUCUCCUUACAAUGCUGUUUCAAGUAAUACCAGCGUAUAUCACAGAUCUAUACAGACACUUGAUUGGGAAGAAUCCACGGUACAUAAAACUCCAGUCCCUAGUAAAUCAAACGCGAUCUUCAAUCGACUUCUUCACGAGCCACUCCUGGGUGAUGAAGGCAGACAGAGUGAGAGAGCUAUUCGCCUCUCUUUCCCCCGCAGACAAGUAUCUGUUUCCCUGUGAUCCUACGGACAUUAACUGGACACAUUACAUACAAGACUACUGUUGGGGAGUACGGCAUUUUUUGGAAAAGAAAUCUACGAAUAAAUAAAUAGAAACGGCAAUAUACAAACUAUUGAUUUGCAUUCGUGUCAAAUUCAAGAACGUAAUAAUGAUAAUGAUUCUCAACCCAAAACAACAAUAAAAUGGGUAGUUUUUUUUAUUCUCACUAUAAGUGUAACCCAGCCGUAUUUAAGCCGUAUUUAUUUGUGUUACUAGCCUACCGACCAACCGCGCUGCGCUGUCACACAAACGCAAACAUAAAGCAUACGCAACGAUCAGUCAUAAAAUCAUUCACAAGAUUGAGUUAAUUUCAAAAACAAAAAAAGCAGCACAUAUCAGCUAUUUCCCGUACUUUCAAUUGAUGUAUUUACGUAUUUUAUAGCAACCUCCUUAAAUCAGACACGGAUGCAAAUCAACAGCUUGUAUAAAAUAAAUUAAAUUAUUUUUUGGUUAGUUCUUAGAUAUAGUUAGAGGUAUUAGAAGCGAUGGCUGAUUUCUGUAAGAAGAUUCUGUCAGGAAAAAUAACAGAAGUAUUAUUUUGAUAAAAAUAAACACGGAGGAAGGAAAGAUAGCGGAGAUGUCGUAAGGAAGGUAGGUCAGGCGCCUUCUUGUAGGUCAAGCAACGUACGGUAGAUGUAAUCAGUUACUAUAAAUAACUAGGCGUUCGGGUUUCUUGUCAAAACAAAACUAAUAGUCUAAGAUCCCAUCUAGAGGUAUCCUUCACCGAUAUGCUUACAGAUUGAGAAGUAAUUUUCUAUAAAAUAUGAUAUACUUGAUAUACUUAUAAACCCAUUAGGUUGCCAAUUUUUUUUUUCAAAACCUGAUUAAUUCAUAAAUAAUUGAUAAACCUAAUUUGUCAAAGAUUGCUGGUAGCUGGGAAGGCGAAUGAGAGGGGAGCUGGUACCGUUCCUCGUCCCCCGAACACCUGCAUUUUGGCGUGCUACUUUCUUAGGAGGUUUUGUGUUAUGACAUCUCCGUUACAAAUUUUGUUCUCCAUGGUAGAGGCCAUUAAGUAAUGUCACAUUCUUUUAGCCGUACUAAGUCGGGUAGAAUGUUUUACUUAAAGGCGAAAAUUAGCAGUAAAAUUUAGUAUUUCAUAUAUUUUUUGUCUCAUAUUUUAUUUAUGUACAUUUCCAUUUCAUUCAAUAAACAUUUGAAAAACCAA